GGAAAUAUGAGACUGUUCCUGCUGCAACAAAACAUGUAGGAAGAGCUAUUGCUACACAGCUCAACCCGAAACAGCCCUGCGUUCAGGUGUUUUCUCCCAGCAGCAGAGUGGCACUGUCCAACCGUUAAAGAGGAAUUUAACGGUCUCGUCCAGCCUUGACAAUUUACAGUUUGAUAUUUGGCAGACGCUCUUAUAUCCAGAGCGACGCACAAAGACUUCCCUUGUUUACCUCAUACACACAGAUCCUUAAGUGCCCUCUUCAUGCUGGUAGGAUGAAGCAGAACGUUCGCGCCAUGGCGGCCUGCCCCGCGGAGUUCUGCCCGGGGUCCCGGGCCAGCUCGGAGGUGGACCUGAAGGCCCCGCCCGUGGAGAAGAUGCAGAUGAAGAAGGAGAUCUCGCUGCUGAACGGGAUCUGCCUCAUCGUGGGCAACAUGAUCGGCUCGGGGAUCUUCGUCUCGCCCAAGGGCGUGCUGAUGCACAGCGCCUCCUACGGGCUGUCGCUGGUCAUCUGGGCCCUGGGCGGCAUCUUCUCCGUCUUCGGGGCGCUCUGCUACGCCGAGCUGGGCACCACCAUCACCAAGUCGGGCGCCAGCUACGCCUACAUCCUGGAGGCCUUCGGCGGCUUCGUGGCCUUCAUCCGCCUGUGGACCUCCAUCCUGCUCAUCGAGCCGGCCAGCCAGGCCGUCAUCUCCAUCACCUUCGCCAACUACCUGGUGGAGGGGAUGUACCCCACCUGCCAGCCCCCCUACGAUGCCGUCCGGCUCAUCGCCGCCGCCUGCCUUUGUAUGCUGAUCUUUAUUAAUUGUGCCUAUGUAAAGUGGGGCACAUUGGUCCAAGACGUCUUCACUUACACCAAACUCCUGGCUCUCCUUUUGGUCAUCGUAGUGGGCCUCAUGAAAAUAGCACAAGGAGAGACUAAGAAUUUCGACAACCCCUUUGAGGGGUCCACCACGGACCCGGGGAACAUCGCCCUGGCUCUGUACUCCGCCCUCUUCUCCUACUCUGGCUGGGACACCCUCAACUUCGUCACCGAGGAGAUACAGAACCCUGAACGGAACCUGCCUCUGGCCAUUGCAGUCUCCAUGCCCAUAGUGACCAUCAUCUACCUGCUCACCAACGUGGCAUACUACGUGGUGCUGGACAUGCCAUCCCUGCUGGCCAGCGAUGCGGUUGCCGUGACUUUUGGGAACGUAGUCCUUGGGCCGGUGAAGUGGAUCAUCCCCAUCUCCGUGGCCAUAUCCUGCUACGGUGGGCUUAACGCAUCUAUCAUUGCUGCCUCCAGGCUGUUUUUCGUGGGGGCGAGGGAGGGACACCUCCCAGACAGCCUCAGCCUGAUCCAUGCAGAACGCUACACCCCCAUCCCAGCCCUCAUCUUCAAUGGCCUGAUGGGGCUGAUCUUCCUGUGCGUGGAGGACGUCUUCCGGCUCAUCAGCUACUUCAGCUUCAGCUACUGGCUGUUCGUGGGCCUGUCCGUGGCGGGCCUGAUCUACCUGCGAAUCACGCAGCCCGACCGGCACCGGCCCGUCAAACUGACCCUCUUCUUCCCCUUCGUGUACUGCCUGUGCAGCCUGUUCCUGGUCAUCGUCCCGCUCUACGGGGACACCAUUAACUCCCUGAUCGGGGUGGCCAUAGCGCUGUCGGGAGUGCCCGUGUACUACGUGGGGAUCUACCUACCCGAGGACAGGAGGCCCAAGUUCAUCGGCCGAAUAAACGCUGCGGUCACCAGAUACACGCAGAUGAUCUGCUUCUGCUGCCUGACGGAGCUCGACACCGAGCCCAGCCCGCCCUCCGGCGACAAGACCCAGUGAUGUCACAGCCCCGCCCGCAUCAUGCACCAAUCGCCGGAGGGGUCCCUGAAGAGACCACGCCCACAACUUGGCCCUUCCACACCAAGCGGGUCUGUUUUCCUGGGCGGUUCUGUUCAAGGAGUGCUGCCCUCAGUUCUGGCAUGCUCAGUGCAUCGUGCUCUACAGAUUUUUUUUUUUUUUCCCCUCAUACUACUUUCUGUUUUGGGUUGUGGGAUUUUGGACAACACGACUUUAUAAAGACUAUUUAAAAAAAAUAAAUUAAAAAAAAAGUGACAGGGAGGACACUGGACUUCGGUUCUGAUGUGGUUCCGCGGUUGGUCCUGCGCGUACGUUGCCCUGAGUUUGAACGGACUGCCGUAACGGCAUGGAACAGGGCCUCUGCCUCUCUGCCAGGCCGGCCUGUUCUUGAGAGAACACUCAGGGCUAAAGGACUGUGGGACACAGCCAAAGUGGACGUUCUUCUGCUGGAACAUUCACACAAACGUACCAACAAUGCCUGCUGUUCGCCCGUGGAAACCCAAAGCUUCUUAUCGCUUUGUGGCACUUUCCAACAGUGCAGCGAAGAAUUUCCAUAUCAGUGUUCCGUUUGCUCGUGUUCCGUUCUGUUUAUAUCACAAACAACUUAUUUCAUUAUUCAGAUUGGCGAUCUCUUGUCCGGUCAAUGUAUUUACACACACCACUCACUUACAAGUGCUAACCUUAAAUGCUCUGAAUAGAUUUCUCUGUUUAUUUGUGUGUCAGUUUAUUUGUCAGGGUAUGGACUUGAAAAACAGGGUGGACCAACAUGUGCCAAAGCUGGCAAAAAAAAAAUGUCUGGUAUCCAAUACAUCAGGGGUGCCCAGCCCUGCUCCUGGAGAUCUACCAUCGUGUAAGUUUUCAUUUCAACCCUAAUUCGGAGCACCCGAUUCUACUAAUUUACCGCUGAAGGUGAUCUCAAGCUGUUGACUGAAGGUGUGCUUUGUUAGGGUUGGAGCAAAAACCUACCGGAUGGUAGAUCUCCAGGAAGAGGGUUGGGCAGCCCUGCAAUGCAUCCAUGUAGCGAUGGAAAAGACUGUACAUCACAAAUCAGAGGAACGAAAGAAUGGCCUCAGACAAAAAUCUGCUGCGAUUUGCACAAAAAACCGACAGAGCCAAAAUUGAAAUAAAUGAUGUAUUACAUUUUUUUUUCAAUGUAGUAAUUGUAUAUUUUGAUGAUUAAAGUCACAGUUUUUGUGUUUUUGAUGGUGAA
Molecule: messenger RNA, 3036 nt
Organism: Anguilla anguilla (European eel)
Lineage: Eukaryota; Metazoa; Chordata; Actinopteri; Anguilliformes; Anguillidae
Product: Y+L amino acid transporter 2-like
Exons: 10
Coding region: 273-1808 (511 amino acids)
Biological process (GO): amino acid transmembrane transport
Cellular component (GO): membrane
Molecular function (GO): L-amino acid transmembrane transporter activity
Source: RefSeq, a predicted model, not a curated record